Molecule: messenger RNA, 3672 nt
Organism: Nicotiana tabacum (common tobacco)
Lineage: Eukaryota; Viridiplantae; Streptophyta; Magnoliopsida; Solanales; Solanaceae
Source: RefSeq, a predicted model, not a curated record
AUGAUCAGUUACCUUGCUAUAGAAGAAGAGUUUUGGAGGCAGAAAGCUGGUAUGGCAUGGUUUAAAGAUGGAGACAGAAACACAAAAUUCUUUCAUGCACAAGUGAAUGGUAGGAGGAAGAGACUGAAGAUUCAAAGAAUCCAAGACAGAAUGGGGAACUGGCUGGAGGAGAAUGAUCUCAUAGCAGAACAAGCAGUAAGCUUUUUUAAAGAACAGUUCACUGAGACAGUGGUGCCUACAGAUUUUGGAAUUCUGGAACAUGUUCCAUGUUUAGUUGAUGCUGGACAAAAUGAUAGACUUGUUAGCCUCCCUACAAAAGAUGAAGUGAAGAAUGCUGUUUUUGCAUUAAAUGGGGACUCUGCAGGGGGACCAGAUGGCUUUACAGGAGCAUUUUAUCACUCUUGCUGGGACAUAAUAGGAGAAGACAUAUAUCAGAUGACUUUAGCAUUGUUCUGUGGAAGACAGCUACCAAAGAGUGUCACUCACACAAAUCUGGUACUUUUACCUAAAGUGCAGGAGGUCAAGUCUUUCUCUGAUAUGAGGCCCAUCAGCUUGAGUAAUUUCAUCAAUAAAAUCUUCUCUCGAGUGAUUCAUGAAAGACUGGUGGUGUUACUGCCUACCUUGAUAUCUGAAGAACAAGCAGGAUUUGUUAAAGGAAGGAGUAUAACAGAGAAUGUUCUGUUAACACAGGAGAUAAUCACUGAUAUAAGACUAAGAACAAGAGCUGGUCCAAAUGUAGUUAUCAAACUUGACAUGACAAAGGCAUACGACAGACUGUCAUGGCUAUUUCUGACUAAAGUCUUGAGAAAGCUGGGAUUCUCAGAAAUGUUCAUAGGAAUGAUAUAUGAUAUUGUUGGAAACAACUGGUAUUCUAUACUAAUUAAUGGGCAGCCCUAUGGUUUUUUCAAAUCAUCUAGAGGUGUGAAGCAAGGAGAUCCCCUAUCUCCUACUCUGUUCAUUUUGGCAGCAGAAGCUCUCUCAAGAGGUCUAAAUGCCCUUCACUUGAACCUGUGCUUCUGUGGAUUUGGUCUACCUAAAUGGAGCCCAAAAAUAAACCAUCUUGCAUAUGCAGAUGACACAAUCAUCUUCUCUUCCUCAGAUGCUACUUCUUUAAGGUUGAUAAUGGAAGUAUUACAUGCCUAUGAGAAGGCUUCAGGACAGCUUGUGAACAAGGCAAAAUCUGCAGUAUAUAUGCACCAUCUGACUGAUUUAGAAGUUUCUGAAAAAGUGGAGUAUAUUACUGGUUUCAGAAGGCAGGAGUUUCCAUUCACAUAUUUGGGAUGCCCAAUAUUCUAUGCUCGCAGGAAAAUGGUUUAUUAUCAAGGUUUGAUAUCUAAGAUACUAGAUAAGUUACAGAAUUGGAAGGGUAGGCUUUUAUCUGUUGGUGGUAGAGCAAUAUUGAUAGCUAAUGUGUUACAGAGCAUGCCUAUACAUCUUCUGUCUGCUGUUAAUCCACCAAGUAAUGUGAUAAACAUCCUACACAAGAUCUUUGCUAGAUUCUUUUGGAGCAGUUCAGUGGGUGGAAAUCAUAGGCACUGGGCUUCAUGGAACACCUUAUGUAUGCCAUAUGAAGAAGGUGGGGUUGGAUUUAGAUCUCUUCAUGAUGUAUCCAAGGCACUAUUCUGUAAACUAUGGUGGAAUCUCAGAACAAAGCCUAGUUUAUGGAGUGCAUUUGUGAGUCAGAAAUACUGCAAGAAGCUUAAUGCUGUUAUAGUACCUUGGAGAGAAGGAUCCCAUAUAUGGAGGAAAAUGUUAGAAUGCAGGGAUAGCAUAGAACAUUUAAUAAUCUGGAGACCAAAAAUGGGCUCUGCCCUGUUUUGGUUUGAUAACUGGACUGGUUUAGGAGCCUUAUAUUUUGUAGUUCCACCAGAUUUUGGUAUUGAUGAGAGCAUCCAUAAUGUUUUUGAAGCUGUAGAAAAUGGUGCUUGGAAAGUGGAUAGACUAUUAGAGCUGCUGCCAGAAGACUUAGUAGGACACAUUGUGGAAAGNUAUUUUGUGGUUCCACCAGAGUUUGGUAUUGAUGAGAGCAUCCAUAAUGUUUUUGAAGCUGUUGAAAAUGGUGCCUGGAAAGUGGAUAGACUAUUAGAGCUGCUGCCAGAAGACCUAGUAGGACAUAUAGUGGAAAGAAUCACUCCUCCAUUGCAUCAAGAUGAGUUGGAUGUCCCAUUCUGGAUGAUUGAAACAAAAGGUCACUUUAGUGUGAAAUCUGCCUGGGAAUUUCUCAGAAGAAGAGAGGAUCCCAGACUGGCUUAUAGGAAAAUGUGGGUGAAAGGUUUGCCUUUUAAAAUUGCUUUCUUCAUGUGGAAAGUUUGGAAAGCCAAGUUACCACUGGAUGAUUUCAUGAGGAGACUAGGAUAUUCCAUGCCUUCAAAAUGCUGGUGCUGUGCUGAUCCUACAGAGGAAUCUUUGACACAUGUUUUCUAUUCAUCAAGGGCAGCUAUCACAGUCUGGAAAUAUUUUCUAAGUAGAGCAGGUAUCAAUAUAGAACAUCUCAAUCUACAUCAAGCAAUAACCAAAUGCUGGAAUGCCCAAGUGCUGCCUAGAAUGCAACCUAUAAUGCAAGCCUUACCAGCUAGCAUUGUUUGGGAACUGUGGAAAAGAAGAAACAGUUUGAAACAUGGGGAGAAUGUGUCAGUUAGCAGGGUGAUUUAUCAAGUGUCAACAACUCUCCAACAGCUUGUCCAACUGAGAAAGCCAGGAUUGACAGUCCCUCAUAAGUGGCAACAACUUCUGGAUAUGUUAGAAAAUUAUACUCCCAGAUUGAAAUAUGAAAAAGUUCUGUGGGAAUUACCUGAAGAGGGGUGGAUCAAAGUCAACACAGAUGGAGCAUCGAGAGGCAAUCCUGGGAGGAGCUCGAUUGGUUUUUGUGUAAGAAAUGAGCAGGGAGACAUUACCUAUGCUGCUGGAAGGGAGAUUGCAGAUGGCUCAAAUAAUGAAGCAGAAGCAAUAGCUAUAUUGGAGGCACUAAGGAUGUGCAUAGCACAGAAUCAUAACAAAAUCUGGUUGCAAACAGAUUCAAUGCUCAUGAAGAAUGUUAUCAAGGGAAACUGGAAGCCUCCAUGGUGCAUUGCUGAACAUGUGGAAGGAAUUAUGGAGCUAUUGAAGGGAGUAGAUUCAAGAGUUUCACACAUUUUCAGAGAAGGGAAUAAGCUGGCAGAUCAUUUAGCAAACUAUGCCCUUGAUGAGGGAGAAAUAGAAUGCUUUAGUUUUUGGGAUCUGGACUCACAGGGCAGAAGGAUAGUUAAUGAAGAUAAAUUGCAAUGUACAAUGCAAGUACUACUUCAUCCUGAUCUAAUGGAUUCCUUUUUGGUGGUAUUAAUGCUGUGCAUUCAUUCCAAUGGGAAGACAUUACAUCUGGAUAGUAGCACCAACUGCUGGAAGAUCCAUAUGAUUACAGAACAUGUGAGGAACCUGCAUAGAAGAUGUGAGAUACUACAGAAGGAAGGGGUAGAAAAAUGGACUGCUUUAGGCAGAGAUGGUGUUGGAUCAGCUCUAGACCCAUUUCAAGACACAAAAGGCAAAGAACAGAUGCCCAGAACACCUAAGAGAAUUGGGCAAAGGAGGAGAGGUCUUAUGAUAAUCAACUCAGAACAUGCCAUGGUGGGCUUCCUAUGGAAAUCAAUACUAUUGAGCUCAAGUAUGAGCAGAAGAUCCUCAACAGAGAUGCAAUGA